This is a messenger RNA of Melanaphis sacchari, 4733 nucleotides long. It is a transcript of the gene Kdm2, whose product is annotated as jmjC domain-containing histone demethylation protein 1. The record is from RefSeq and is a predicted model, not a curated record. Gene Ontology annotation, biological process: protein demethylation; regulation of transcription by RNA polymerase II. The transcript is spliced from 18 exons. Gene Ontology annotation, molecular function: transcription coregulator activity; DNA binding; zinc ion binding. Bases 312 to 3863 code for a protein of 1183 amino acids. Lineage: Eukaryota; Metazoa; Arthropoda; Insecta; Hemiptera; Aphididae.
CUACACACACGGACGCGCCGCGCGCCAGUUGCGUCUGUACAUACGACGGCCGUACUCGUCGGUCGACCAUCGUGCGUAGUGUCGCCGCCGCUAUUUCCUCCGAUUUCGCUGUUAUUACUAUUACUACUACUACUACUACUACUACUACUAUGGUUGUUGUAGUCGCGUGUGAGUGAGCGUAGCGUCGAGCCUGAGCGCGCGCGCCUCGAGUGAGAGUGCGAGCGAGACCGAUCGAGUGCGUGUGACGUCUGUGUGAGCGCGAGCAACGCCGCUGCGAGUGCGCGCGCCGUGUAGAACGCGAUCGUACGAAAAUGGCGUCAUCGUCGCGCGACAGCGAGCCCGGGAAAACGAUGUCGUCGCGCCACCACAAAUAUUCGUCGAGAAUCAGAACACGCAAAGAAAAGAAAACAUAUUCAGAAGAUUGGGCAUAUGGUGAUGAAGAAGAAAUUGAAGGUGUACGAUCUUUUAGUUUACAAGAAAAGCUUGACUCCACUCGUUAUUUAAAUCACAGCUUUGUUAAACAGAUGGACGGAAAAGAUUUUACAAUUUCGUAUCUUCAAAAACAUGGUUUUAUUAUACCACUAUUAUUCAAGGAUAAAACUGGUCUUGGAUUACAUGUUCCUAGCCCUAAUUUUUCUGUGAACGAUGUUCGUACAUGUGUUGGUUCGAGAAGAAUGUUAGAUGUUAUGGAUGUUAACACACAAAAGAAUUUUGAAAUGACUAUGAAAGAAUGGACUAAGUAUUAUGAAGAACCGGUGAAGGAUAAGCUUUUAAAUGUUAUUUCGCUUGAGUUUAGCCACACAAAGCUUGAAAACUACAUAAAGCGUCCUAAUAUUGUCCGAGAAUUGGAUUGGGUUGAUUGUGUGUGGCCUAAACAUUUGAAAGAAAGUCAAACAGAAUCAACUAAUGUCAUAGAUGAUAUGAUGUAUCCAAAGGUUCAAAAGUAUUGUUUAAUGUCUGUUAAAGGUUGCUAUACUGAUUUUCAUAUAGAUUUUGGUGGUACUUCAGUUUGGUAUCAUAUACUUAAAGGAAGCAAGGUAUUUUGGUUAAUACCACCAACUGAACAAAACAUCAAACUAUAUGAACAAUGGAUACUGUCUGGCAAGCAAGGUGAUAUAUUUUUUGGAGAUACAGUAGAACAGUGUGGACGUGUAUCAUUGAAUGCUGGAGAUACAUUCUUUAUACCUACUGGUUGGAUUCAUGCUGUUUAUACUCCCAAAGACUCUUUAGUAUUCGGAGGGAACUUUUUACAUUCUUUUGGUAUUGAAAAACAGCUUCGUGUUGCUGAAGUGGAAGAAUCUACUAAGGUUCCUCAAAAGUUUAGGUAUCCAUUUUUUACUGAAAUGUUGUGGUAUGUUUUGGAGCGUUAUGUUUAUUGUGAUUUGGGUAAGUCUCAUCUUACAGAAGGCGCUGAAAGUUCACCUGCACCAGUUGAACAUAUACAUUUCACUAAACAGGAACUUCAUGGAAUAAAAGCAAUAGUGAGAUAUUUGCAUGUUUUGCCACCAAAUAAAAAAAAUGUUCCUCCUCUGAUCAAGGAUGCUAUUGAAUUAAUAAGAAAUGUAGCCAUUGUGAUAAAUAAACAUAAGAAUGACAAACCUGAAGAUGCUAUAAGUGGAAAACCAAUUCUUAAAAUUCAAGGAGACAAGGAAAGAGAAAGAAGGUUUUAUAAAACAGCUGGUGAUAUGAAUGCCAAAGUAAAAACUUUAAGAAAAACAGCAACUGGUUCAGGUCCUAGGAGGAGGCGUACAAGAUGUAAAAAAUGUGAAGCUUGUAAACAAGCCGAUUGUGGAGAAUGUUCGUUCUGCAGAGACAUGGUUAAGUUUGGUGGACCUGGUCGUGCUAAACAGACCUGUGUUAUGCGUCAAUGUUUGCAGCCCAUGUUACCUAUAACUGCAGCUUGUGGAAUUUGUUCAUUGGAUGGCUGGGGUCAACAAAUUAUUAUUCCUAUACAAAAAACAGCUAAAGAUACUCCUAGCCAACUUAUGGAAUGUAGUGUAUGCUUUGAAAUUGUACAUCCAGACUGCCUAUUAAAACAACCUGUGUUUACUAAUGUUGGUACUUACAAUGAAGAUUUACCUAAUAGCUGGGAAUGUCCCAAGUGUUGCAAGGAAGGGAAGAAUUUAGAAAGCAAGCCCCGUCAUUUUCGUGCUAGACAAAAAUCGUCAGAUAUUCGUAGAACUUCUGUCAGCAGUAAUGACACUAAUCCUCAAAAACGUUAUAAAGACGAUGAAGAAUAUAGUGAUACAAAUUCUGAAAGCGAUCUAGACAACGUUUCUAAUAAAAGACUGAAAAUUGAGAAAAAAGAAAAUUUAUCAACGGAACGUUCACCACCUUUGCCUUCAACGGAACCGCAGCCGUCGCCCUGUAAAAACGCAAUGCAACAAGUUCCGACUACCGCUGCUGCACCCGUCGAAACCAGUACCGCCGACAAGUCUGAUUUUGAGAACAAAACUCCUCAUAAAAAAUUCAGACGAAAUCUGACCGAAGAGAAGAAACCCGCGACAUCCGAGCCCGGCACGAGCGGCGGCAACAGCUCGAACAACGCACCCAUGGUGGCGAUGGCCGCGGUGGCGCCGUCAUCUCCGGACGUGAAGUCGUCCAACGGGGACGGAUCGAAGAAAACCAGCAAACGACCGGCCGAGCCGGCUGAGAUGAACGUGAUGGAAGCGUUCGACCGGUGCAUCGUCAAACAGUCGUCGUCGUCGUCGUCAUCAUCGUCGCCGGCCGUGAUCAAGAUGGAGGCGGCCGAACGGCCUUUUGAGUCGGCCAACACGGUGGCCGAUUCUGGCGUGAUCGUCAAGCGGGAAAAGCUGUCGCCCAUACGCAUUUCCGAGUACAUACCCGAAACGAAGGCGGCCCUGGAGCAACCGUCGGCCGGCGGUGGUCCAGUGUCCGGAAGCGUCAAGAUCGAGGAGGAGAUCCGGACCAACGAGCCUAUCGCCAACAACGCGGACGUGCCGAUCGACGAGAUCCUGUCCAAUUCGAAAAAGAGCAAGCACAUGCCCAAGUACGUGAUCCGACCGGUACCGAAAUUGGACACGGACGAGAAGGACAAGGAUCCGCGGAAGCGGUGUACCACGCUGGUGCACGUGUUCAAGUUCCUGUCGGCCGAAGAUCUGAAAAAUUGUUCGCUGGUGUGCAAAGACUGGUACACGGCCACCAUCAGCCCGGCACUCUGGAACCGCAUGGAUCUCACCGAGACCGCCAUCACCCCUAAACUGAUAAAGUACGUCAUGGUCAGACAGCCCAAAGUGCUGAUUCUGGACUGGUGCAAGAUCACCAAGGAACAACUGUCGUGGCUGCUCGUCCGAUUGCCGCAGAGCAAGGCGCUGUCGCUGCAGGGCUGCCCCUGGUCCACGGUGUCGUGCCUCCGGUCGUGCGUGUGCCCGAUGCUCACGUCGCUGAACCUGAGCUUCGUGCCCACCAUGGACGACGCCGCUCUGCAGCACAUCCUGUCGCCGCCGCUGGACCACCGGCCCGGGCUGCUGGACCUGGCCUGCCGGCUGUCCAACCUCAGGUCGCUGAAGCUGGCCGGCAGCAACGUGACGGACGCGGGCGUCCAGACGAUCGUCCGGGUGCUGCCCAAGCUGUCCAUGCUCGACCUGUCGCAGUGCUACCCGAUCACCGACGGCGGCGUGGAGCAGCUGACCCAGAUGAGCGGGCUGUCCACGCUGCAGCUGUCCGGGUGCACGGGCAUCAGCGAACAGUCGCUGAAGCUGCUCGGCAAGUGCAAGAGCCUCACGUACCUGGACCUCAGGCACACGAAGCUCACCAAGUCGUCCAUCAACAAGUUCGUGUCCAACCGGGAGGGCUUCAAGGCGUUCGACAGCAAGCUCAUCGUCAAGGUCGACAAGUCCUGAUACAGGCUUGACGCUCCCGAACAUUUGGUCUUCGGAUUUUAAAACCGCAUAUCAUAAUUUCGGCGGCGGCGGCGCGCAGCGGUGCGUGUACAUGAGAAAAAAAAAAUUAUUUAUAUUUUAUUGUACACUGUGUACAUAACAUAAUUCUACGUGUAUAUAAUAUAUUGUGUAUAUAUUUGUUUAAAAUUGAUAACGGUCGUUUCGUAAACGCGCGUACAGUAUUAUUAGUGUGUGUACGAGAGUGAAAUAAUAAUGUGUAUACCUUUUUUAACCCCCACACAAGUCCGUGUUUGUAUUUUUUAAGACUAGGAAUAAAACAAUAUUUCACGCGAAGUCGAGGGCGGUCCGUUGUCGUGGCGUGUGUGUGAUGUUUCGUGACACGACGAAGGCGCGAUCGAGUUGUCGCCGUGUUUUUUCAACAGAUUCAUUAGUCUCGUCGUCCGUGCCGCCGCGACACGGCGGGGAUGUUUCCAGGUUUUUAAUAUUUUUUAACACGAUAUUUAUCUCUAUAUAUUUAGUAUAGAAAAAAAAAAUAGUACUCUAUGUUAUAUCACGCUUAUGAGUUAUUAUCAUACGACGUUGUUUUUUGUAUUUUAAGUGUCUAUACAUUAUUAUACUGUUAUAUACGCACAAUUUAUUAUUACACACUUCUAGUAAUAAUGCUUACCAUAAUUUUAUCUAAGUCGUCCGAGAGAGAGUAGUACGCGAGUAUGCGCGCGUGUUUGAUACGUAUAUUUUAUAGUGGACGUAUUGUGUUUUUACGAAUAAUUCUUUCUGAUAAUUUAUUUUAAACUUACAUUAUAUUGUAAAUAAUAUAAUCAACACAGAGUAAACAAUAAACAAUAAACGAACAGUAAAGAAAACAUAUUU